Iphiclides podalirius (scarce swallowtail) is the source of this 2703-nucleotide messenger RNA. The record is from the annotation of a GenBank genome assembly. NCBI's taxonomy places the organism in Eukaryota, Metazoa, Arthropoda, Insecta, Lepidoptera, Papilionidae.
AUGGAUCACAAUCUGGGCGAUGCUUUAAACCUGGAUAGUUCUAUGGGGGUUGAUUUUGGGAACCCAGAAGAUCCAGUUAAUCAGGUGGAUAUUUCUUUAGAACAUAGUGGCCAAGAUGCAGGAAUUCCGAUGGAGUUUGAACAUAUUGAAGUGCAGCCCAUGUUAAUGGAUACCGGCAGUGAAGAAAUCAUUGAUUUCAUCGGAGAGCAGUUUACGCUGCAAGAGUAUGCAGAACAUGAAGAUCAAAGUACUGUUAUAUCUACAUCCACUGAUGAUCCAGCGCAACAUAAUAUUCUCACCCCUCAAUCUGAUGUUAUGAUCGAAAUAGAGGCCAAACAACUGAAAACAACAAUAAAACAGGAAAAUCAACAAGGUACUUUUGCAAAGACUAUGGCAGCAAAGCCCCUACUGUCGCCAACUCGUCCUGCAGCUCCCAAAAAGUCCGAACCGGAGGUAUAUACAUCUGCUCCACGACAAAUAGCAAUAGCUCCUAAACCACCACCUUUGGCACCAGGUCCAAAGGCAUAUAUACCGGGAAAGCAAUUUGCCAUUGCACCAAAACCCUUAGCUUUGCUUACUGGAAAGAAUAAUAGUUUUCUGAAGAAAGUUACUCUUGCCGGUGUUAUGCAGGCAAAUAAUAAAGGGAACACUGUUUUGACACAAAUUGGUAAACAACUUGUAAUGAUGCCUGCUGGUGGUGCUCAGAAACUGAAACUCUUAACUACUGGAACUUCCAUGCCCUCAGUGCAAUAUAUAAAAGCCAAUACAGGAGAUCAGACACCAAUAGUCCAGGGUAAAAAUUUUGUCACGCAUCAAAAACCAGUAGUAACAAAAUUAAUACUUCAGGGUCAGCCAGAGGGAAACAAUCCACAGACUGUGCUUACAAAAGUUAAUCCUGUAGCUGGAGCAAAAUCACCAACUCGUUUUGUCACUAUGCAACAGAAAACUAUGCCUUUGUCUCUAGGAAAUAAGGUAUUACUAGCUACACCAACAAAAACUGGUGUAAAAUUUGCCAAGAAACAACAAAUAAUCGCUUUCAAGUCUCCUGAAAAGUUGUCACAAGCAGCUCAAGGUACCACAAAGAAAGUGCUUAUAACAUCCAAUCCUGCACAAAAUGUCAUAUUAAAAACAACUGCACCUUCUAAAACAACACAAAUCACUAAGGAUGGUAAUAUUGUUCUUGAUGGACAUAGGACACAAUUGCAUCAAAUUAAUGUUCCUGGUAAAGGAAUACAGUAUAUUCGGCUUAUAACAAAUUCUAACACAGCACCGGUGAAACCUAAACCUCAACAACAACAAACUAUUAAUAUACCAACGAAAACAUUUUUGCUGACAGAUUCCAAGGGUAAUUUAAUCCAGAUGACGUCAGAGAAAACACUCAGCAGCAGUCAACAGCCCCUGUUUGUAUCAAGCAAUACUGGAGAAGUAACCCAAUUGAGCUCCAAGUCCCAGCAGAAGUUAGUGAGGAUAGCUCCAUUCGUUAAUAAAUCAUUGCAGUCAAUAGUGACGAGCAGAUCGUCGCAGAGUCUGCUGGCGCCGCUGACGCCGAGGCCGGAGGAGCCGCCCAGCGCCGCGCCCCAGGAGCUCGAGGAGAUGGAGUCGAAGGCGGCGCUGCGCUCCCUCGUCGACCCCAGGCACGAGGCGCUGCACCAGCUCGAGGAGCAGAUGCAGCACCAGCCGGCGGAGCAGCCGCUGCAGCACUCGCAGCAGGGGAUGCAGCACGACACGCAGGACCCUCACGUCUCCGUCACCGAGGUCGAGGUGGAGUUCAAGCGGGACUUCUAUUCAGAUUGUGAUGACAACAACGAUAGUAUGGAGCAGCAGGAUUCGAGCGGGCGUUCAGACGAGGACCCCCUCAUUGUCAUCCCCUCCAACUACAUUAAGGAAAACGACAGCAUGAGCGAUAAUCAAUCCGCACUUGACGACUCUCGUAUGAACAGCAUAUUAAACGUGGACGCGGACGUUCUGAACUCGUAUCAAUCUCCGCACACGCCACAAGCACUCUCCGAAAGUGAUAUUGUUACAACGGAACUUGGCUUGAGGCCGAGAAAGGCGUGCAAUUGUACGAAGUCACAAUGUCUAAAGUUGUACUGCGAGUGCUUUGCAAACGGCGAGUUUUGCAAUAGAUGCAACUGCAACAAUUGCCACAAUAACCUGGAAAAUGAGGAACUCAGGCAGAAAGCAAUCAGAGGGUGUCUUGAUAGGAAUCCUAACGCUUUCAGGCCCAAAAUUGGUAAAGCGAAGCUUGGCGGUCCAGAUAUUGUGCGGAGGCAUAACAAAGGCUGUAACUGUAAACGCAGUGGCUGUCUCAAGAACUAUUGUGAAUGUUACGAGGCGAAAAUAGCGUGCACGUCGAUAUGCAAGUGCGUCGGCUGCCGUAAUGUGGAGGAGACGCUGGAGAGGGCGCGGAGACGCGCUCCCCCGCCGGCCUCUGGCGCCGCUGCCCACUCCCACUCGCACGCCGGCGCCCUCUAUCGCCCGCCGCCGCUGAUGCAGCUGAAGCAGCCGUGCAGCUUUAUGACUACGGAGGUGAUAGAGGCGGUGUGCCAGUGCCUGCUGGCGGCGGGGGGCGAGGCGCGCGAGGGGCCCGAGGCGCCGGACCCCGCGCGUGACGUCAUCGACGAGUUCGCGCGCUGCCUGCAGGACAUCAUCAGCGCGGCGCACCACUCCUCGCCGCUCUCCGUGCUCGACGAGGGUUCUGCA